UAAAGGGAGAGGUGACAGAGUAGAUUAUCCUCCUCUCCUCUCCUCCUCUGCCAGCCUCAUCAUGUUCAUGCUGCAGAUGUUGACUGUUAUCUCUCUGACUGUUAUCCUCUUGGCAUCUGUAGAAGCUAUAGGUGUGCAGAUGCAGAAGGAUGUCCAGUGUUGCAUGCUAUACUCCCACGGCAAGGUGCGUACCAAAGAUGUGUUGCGGUUUGAGGUGCAGACGGAGGGGCCCGACUGCAGUAUACAAGCCAUCAUUCUGUACACGAAGAAGGCGGUGAAGUGUGCAGACCCCAGAGAUCGGAAGGUGAAGAGGUUGCUGAGAAAGCUCCUCCAGAGACAGAGAACCAAGGCCCGCCGAACCAUGUGGCUCCUUCCUGAUGACAAUCUGCCUGUCAUGUCAGAGGUCAAGAAGGACCACUGGGCGGUUCUCAGUGUGGAGUGAUGGAGCACCAUCAAACAUAGAGGAAAAGUUGGAGUCAUAAGCCAAGUAACCUUUCAGCAACUUGUCUUUUUUACACGGCAAAGCUUGCUGACUCUCCAAUCAUCUUGUGUCUCUUUCUCUCUAUCUACACUAUCUGUCUCCCUGGGACUGGACCUGGGCAGCAAUACAUAUUUAGAUAUUUAAGAAUGAACUCUGUUUGAAAUACUCCCAGUAUGUGGCUGGAACAGUCUCAACAAAGGGGUGUUAUUUGUAAGAUAUGUUGCAAAGAUUUUUUUUUUUUUUUUAAUGGCUUAUACUGUUAUUUGCCAGAGUCUGCCUGAAAGUAUCUCCCUCUAUAAAAGCAUAACUACUCAUGACUGAUAUGAAAUCAGUGAAACAGUUGUAAUGAAAUGAGCAGUGAUAUUAAUGUUAUAUAUCACCAAGAUACUCUUAUGGUUAUUUGUGACUUGUAUACCAUAAAUGUGUAAUGACACUUCAUACAGUAAAGUAGAUAGGAUUUUGUUACAGUACACUGAGCGCGCAGAAUAUUGGGAAACAUGUCUCUAGUGGUAUGGUUUACAACUCUUCAGGCUAUAUUUGAGUAUUUGUAAAAUCAAAGUUGAAUCAGAGUGAAUAUUUCACCUGAAUUCAACCAUCACUGUCACAUACCUCAAGAGCAGAGUUCCUAAUAUUUUGUCCAUUUUGUAAAUUGAGUGUUAGUAAAUCCUGUAUGAAAUGCGAGUCUAACACCAGGCCCUCAGGCACCAACGACACAUCUAAAUAUCUAUUUGGAGUUUACAUUUCAUAUCAUUUCCACAGUAGUGUGUCACUAAACUAUGCCAAAGUGUUCAUGAUUCAAUUCACCACAUGGCCAGGCUGUUAAAACUUAGAGGGCUCGAUUGUGUGUGAAACACACAAGCAUUGUAUUGUAGGAGAAAGCACUGUAUAUCAAAACACAGUAUCUCAAGUGAACAAUUUUAUAAAUUAAUCUGAAAUAACUA
This is a messenger RNA of Archocentrus centrarchus (flier cichlid), 1422 nucleotides long. RefSeq names its product chemokine (C-C motif) ligand 44 (gene ccl44). Gene Ontology annotation, biological process: immune response. Gene Ontology annotation, molecular function: chemokine activity. Gene Ontology annotation, cellular component: extracellular region. Lineage: Eukaryota; Metazoa; Chordata; Actinopteri; Cichliformes; Cichlidae. The record is from RefSeq and is a predicted model, not a curated record. The transcript is spliced from 5 exons. Bases 62 to 442 code for a protein of 126 amino acids.